UGUGCUGUGCCCCCGGUUCAUUUCCACGGUACACGAGCCAGUCGCCGCGGCACCCCCACUGACACCGAAGCCCAGAUGCUCACCCUCUCCGCGGACAUGGACGAGUCUUCGUCUCUGCUGGAUCUCCUGGAGUGCUCGGUGUGCCUGGAGCGCCUGGACACCACGGCCAAGGUGCUGCCGUGCCAGCACACCUUCUGCCGCCGCUGCCUGGAAAACAUCCUCAGCUCCCGGAACGAGCUGCGCUGCCCGGAGUGUCGCAUCCUGGUGGACUGCGGGGUGGACGACCUGCCGGCGAACAUCCUCCUGGUUCGCCUCCUGGACGGCAUUAAGCAGCGGCCCCAGCGGGGGAGCGGAGGAGGAGGAGGAGUGGGAGCCGGCGGCAGGCAGUCCCUAGCCGGGGGCUCGCUGCAGGGCUACGCAGCCGGGAUAUCCGCAACUCCCCCGGGCAGCGCAAUCAGAGAGCUGCCCGUAGCCAUCAGGAGCUCCCCUGUCAAGAACAUCCCAGCUCUGCCUUGCGGUAAAGCCCUCUACUCCUACGAAGGAAAAGAACCAGGCGAUCUCCAAUUCUCAAAGGGCGACAUCAUCAUCCUGCGACGCAAGGUGGAUGACAACUGGUACCACGGCGAGCUCAAUGGUUGCCAUGGUUUCUUGCCUGCGAGUUACAUCCAGUUGCUGCGUCCUCUGAGCCAAACUCCACCCCAGGGCAAAGCGUUGUACGACUUUGAGGUCAAAGAUAAAGACCAGGAUAAAGACUGUCUGGCCUUCAGCAAGGAUGAGGUACUGACAGUAAUCAGGCGAGUGGACGAGAACUGGGCAGAAGGCAUGCUGGGAGACAAGAUUGGCAUCUUCCCCAUUCUCUAUGUGGAGUUAAAUGAAACCGCCAAGCAGUUGAUGGAGAUGGACAAGCCCGCGCCAACUAGCGCUCCAGGUCCGAGUUCUGAACCAGCCCCGCUGGGCCCCUGCUCUCCUGGCCCCUCCCCCAGUGCUUCCCCGUCCAAUGGAAAUGGAUCUGCCCAUCGGAGAAGCGAGGGGAAGAAAAACGCCAAAAAGAGGCAUUCGUUCUCUGCGCUGUCUGUCAGCCAGAGGGCCGCCCAGCUCAACAACAGGCACAGUAUGGAGAUCUCCCACCCGGUCCUCAUCAGCUCAUCUGACCCCAGAGCUGCAGCACGCAUCCAGGACGCAUCUCACCCGGGUCCCUCUCCUUUCUUGGUGCAGCCCAAAGUGGCAUCCAUAACCUCUGAGCUGCUGGCCCAUGCCAAGGUUCAGCUGCCACUCAACAUAUAUCUGGCUUUAUACGCCUACAAGCCCCAGAAGGCUGAUGAGCUUGAGCUUAGGAAAGGAGAGAUGUAUCGGGUGACAGAGAAGUGUCAAGACGGGUGGUUCAAAGGCACCUCACUGAGAACUGCUGCCUGUGGUGUCUUCCCGGGAAAUUACGUCACCCCUGUGUCCAGGGCUCCGUUUGGAGUUGGCGCUUCUCGCGGAUCGUCAUCGUCCAGUCCAGGUGGAGGAGGAGGAAGUGGGUGUGGUAAAAUCUCCGACCCUUCGUCCCCGGGGCCCCCAGGGCCCUCUUCGUCUCGUCCCUCCACCCCACUAAUAAACUCUGUGAACACCACCGGUCCCGCCUCCUCGCCGCAAACUGCCGCCGCCCAGCUGAGGAACUGCCUGCGCUCCAGUCAGCAUAUGGUUAACCAGGCACGCACCUCAAUGCAGCUGGUCCACAGUCCUCCUGCUGGAAGCCCCGAGCGCCCCUCAGUGGCCCUCUCCCCGCUGCGUCCUCAGAGCUCCUCCCCCUCACGCUGCAACGGCCAAUCUGGUCGCCCUCUCUCCAUGGUGUCUCCAGGACCCAGUCUAGGGCCCUCGCCCCUCUCCUCUCCCGCCUCCAGGCCCCUCCUCCCCCUCUCAUCCCCUCUCUCUUGCCUCACACCUCCCAACGUGUCAGCGGCGCACCUCAACAGGGACCCAGCCAGUCCACUGCCGCCGCCAGUGCCGGGCCCCUCCCACGCCUCAACCCAGGGCGUCCUUGCUCCUAAACCAGAGAAGAAGGAGAGGAAAGCAAGUGGUUUAUUAAAGCUCCUGGCGGGGGCGGCAGCCAAGAAGAAACCUCGCUCACCUCCCUCUUCCCCGCCCACCCGCGACCCAUCAUUGACCGACCCCGCCCACCAUCCUCACCCCCAUCACCACCACGCCCGCUCAGGUUCCUGUCCGAUGGCGUCUCAGGGGCGAGCCGGCUCCUGUCCAAUCGAGAGUGAGAUGGCGGGGGCCAUUGGGUUGGAGCCCCUGCACCGGAAGUCCGGUUCCCUGGACACAAACUUCCCCAUGUCACCCCCGGCAACGCGCACAGUCAGCGCUCUGAUGGUCCUCCGGCCUGAACCCAAACCCCUGUCACGAGAGAGGUAUCGUGUGGUGGUGCCCUACCCUCCCCAGAGCGAGGCGGAGAUCGAGCUGCGGGAAGGGGACGUCGUGUUUGUCCACAAGAAGAGGGACGACGGCUGGUUCAAAGGCACCCUGCAGAGGACGGGGCGGACCGGCCUGUUUCCCAGCAGCUUCGUCGAGAGCUUCUGAACGGGAGAAAGUGGACAAGAGAAACAAAAAACUGUUCUUGUUACCAAAACACACACUCACACACGCACAAGCACGCACAAAGGAUGGACCGACAUUGCUUUCCAGGAAUCACACAAUUUCAGAUUAAAGACAGAUACUGCAACAGGAAAGUUGCUUUGAUCGUCAGAAUGCAUUUUUGAGAAGUUUUGGCCGGAGAAAUCUGUCAAGAAUCUUUUAUCAAUUUAAAAACUAUUAUAUAUACUUGCACAAAACGUCAUAAGUCGUCGGAAACCCAUAUCGGUCCAACCAAAUCAACACACACACACACACACGCACACACUGGAAAGCUCGCCCGGGCUUCGACCAGCCACACAGGAAGCAGGGCAGCUUUUCCCGUCACUUGCCCAGCUUUGUAUCGGAGGGACUUCAGCAGACUCGUUGGACCUGUGAUGUUGACUACUACAGACUGAAGAGCACAGACAGACAAGCCCCGCCUCCCAGUUCUCCUCCUCAGCGUCAUCCACCAGCAAACACGAGCACAAAAAGCAUUAGCUCUGCUUUCCACUGAGACCUCAGAACUUGAAUUUUGGGUGCUGUCUUUGUUUGAAAAGAGCAGAUUUACCACCAGGUGAUGAGGGAAGUGUGUGAGCCGACAGGCCAGGAUCAUUGUCAGCACAUCGCCAGGUCCAAUUUGUGACAGCAAGCACAUUUGUUUCUUACCAACUCAAUAUAUGUCAAAGCAAUGCAUGUGGCAUUAUGUUUUUUGUUUAUAUAUAUGUCGAAAGAGAUGUUGUCCCAAACUAGUCAUGCUGUGAAGAUCGGUCACAAAACAAAAGGUGAAAUAUGAAUGAGGUGAAUCAUUCUUCUAUUUAUUUAAAUUAAAUUUUGUACUUAAAAUGUGACCUUUAUAGAGCCCCACAUGUGGGUUAAACUGAAUAAACUGGUUUGCUGAAUGUAGUAUGAAACACACAAGUUACGCCAAUCUCCUAAAACAUUUUUUAUUUGUAUUGACAAAGUUGUCUUUUGAUCUUUUAUGUGGGAUUAGAGAGACAAAGAAUGCACUUGGUAAUGUAUAAUACAACUUGCCAAUAUAACAACAGUUAUUUUACAGUAAUUAUUUAUUUGACAAACGGUAUUUCCGGUGCGACAUGUCACAUCCUUCUUUCUUUUUUUAAACAUGCACAAACCAUUUGGUCCGGACAGAAAUCUCAAUCCAACUGUUUUUUGUUUGAAAUGUAAAGUUCCUAAACAAACCAUCGCAAAAUAGAAAAUUAACCAAUCCAGAGAUCAGAAAUACAACACACUCUUGCUGAUAGUGAUUCCUUUUCCGUUUCUUACCGUUAAAGAGUUUUUGUUUGACUGCAGCAAUAUUGUGAGACCAAAUGUGCGUGGAUUCGAUGCUCACAGAAGAAUAUACCUUCGAGGGGAAGACACCUGAAGUCAGAAGGCAGGGCACAACAUUUUCAUUACACAACUGCCAACCUUUCCUCUGAUCUUGUCAACCUCUGACAAGAAUUUUUGUGCGGCUUCAGUGAGUGUACAGUCAGUCUGCGAGAGAGAGAGAGAGAGAGUGAGUGAGAGAGAGACAUCGGACAUGUAUCAGUGACAGAACAGCGAUGAUUAAAAUACCUCAUCUGCUGUUUUUAGCCAGAAUGAAGCACAGACAACUACUGGCCAUGUGGACACAGGUGAGGCUCACUCAUUGGCUGAGCACAGACAUGUGUAAUUAGGUCAUAACUUGGUGAGAGUCUGUCAUUGGUUGGCCAAGCACACUCUGAUAUUCUCGGUGAACACCGUUCAUGUCACAAAAAAGACAAUAAAUACAACAUUUUAGGGAUAAAAUACAAACUUUUCUUGAGUGUCAUCAAUGAAAAGCUCCCCAGCGUCAACACAAUGUUGCAGCACCAAAGCAGUUUGGAAACUUGAGUUAUCUCCUAUUCCCAUAUGAUGUGAGUGCAGACAUGAUACUUUACUACAAGCUCUCAGCAGUUUUCUCUCCCCAGAUUUAUGUUCUGAAAAUGUAGUUACUUGCUUUUUUCUUUUCAUCCAUGUCAUUCUUUUCUGUGUAAUUCGUCUUACUGAGAAAGAGGAGUAGCAAACGAAGGUGGCCUGUCAUUUAGAUUUAAUGUGUUUUUAUUUGUGGGAAAAAUAACUCAACUCUGAUCUCCUAAACUGUGCAGGAUAGUGAACAAAAGACAUGGAAAUGAACAAAGUUACAGCAUGAUGUGCCAUCAUCCUCUGGCGGCUGGUGUGCCGGACGAGCAACAGAUGAAACCAAAAAAGCUGAUUUACUGCAAUUCAGAAUAAGAUGUUUCUUCGUCACAUACUUAAACACAUGCAGACAGCAACAAACCAGGGCUACACUUGUUCAGUUAGAUUCACCUCAAUGAAGCAACCUCUACAAAUUAUAUGCUGGAUUGGUAAAUUUGGUACAUUCCAUACUAUUUGACACAAGUGUACUAGACUAUAAAAUAUCCGCAGGGCUUUCAGUUCAGUUGAAUUUAAAAAAAAGUAGUUUAUUUGCAAUGAAAAGGUUCAGAACUAUUAGGAUAUUAGUUAUUGGAAGCUUCAAUCCAAAAAUGUGUGCAUUGGCCUUCAGAACCUGUCAGUCAAAUCCCGGUGCCUCCAAAUGCCACCACACACAGUCUCAACAUGAGGCAGACCGAUCCGUCUUUUCCUGACUUUCCCUUCUUUUCGCCUGCUCGUUCUUCUCGCAGCUGUGCAUCGUUUUGUCAGAAAAGCCAGCAGAUCCCAGAACAGCUCCGCACAAACCCCCUCGCAAGGUUUCCCCUCAUCUGUUUGUACGCCGGCUGAAAAGAGGACUCCAACUUCUACCGAGUCAAACUUAAGCACAAGUCCUCCUUUGUGUCGGAGGUCAGAGCAUCUCGACCGUCUCAUUUUGUUUUCACAAGGUCGAUGCUGCGAGGAGGAGAAGAGUUUACAACCGUCAAACCAUCAGGAAUACAAACCACAGUGGUCACUUUACAUGAAUAUCUUGCGCCGCUGGUUCCACACAUGUCGUUUGUGUUGUAUUUACGUGAUCUCCACUUGUCUUUUUCGCCUCGAGCUUCCUGGUUGUAAAUACCUCUUGAAAAAUGGUAAACAAGCCAUCAGCAACAGUGGUAAUUGCCAUUGCACAUGCAAUUUAUUUUAUUGGACUUCAGACAAAUUACCGUCCACUUUGUUUUUUGUCCUUCCAGGAAGCCUGAGCACUCACCCUGCCAUCUUGAAUUAGAUGUCGGCCAUAUUUGUUCCUAUGGAUACUUGUGUGUGUGUGUGCGUGUGUGUGUGUGUGUGUGCGUGCGUGCGUGUAUGAGGGAAGGGGGCCUCUGUACAGGACUGUCUCAGAAAAUUAGAAUAUUGUGAUAAAGUUCUUUAUUUUCUGUAAUGCAAUAAAAAAAAUAUUAAAUAUUAAAAGAAUAAAAGGCUUGCAAUAUUUCAGUUGAUUUGUAAUGAAUCCAGAAUGCAUGACAUUUUUGUUUUUUUAGUUGCAUUACAGAAAAUAAAGAACUUUAUCACAAUAUUCUAAUUUUCUGAGACAGUCCUGUAUGUAGCUCUUUACAUUAAACAGGAACUUUAUGAAAAAGUUUGGUGCAGCGUGGAACCUCACACCUCACUGAGUGGGGUUCAAAACAGCGGUACAGCGAGGAAAACAGAAAAAAAAGUAUAUAUAUGAUUCUAUAUUGUGCAGAAUAUUUAUAGGCCUUUUGUGCCAUCGAAGUCAUGCUCUGCGCUGGCCAUGCAGCGCUCUCUACCAUGUGAUCAUUUGACAUUGUCUUGUACCGAUGACCCGUGGUUAAUUUGAUUGUUUUUUCAUGUCAAGUGCAUUUUUCGCAAUAAAUGCCUUUGUUUUAAAACAGA
This is a messenger RNA of Pseudoliparis swirei, 6402 nucleotides long. RefSeq names its product E3 ubiquitin-protein ligase SH3RF3-like. Gene Ontology annotation, molecular function: metal ion binding; protein binding; ubiquitin protein ligase activity. The coding region runs from base 76 to 2562 and encodes 828 amino acids. Gene Ontology annotation, biological process: positive regulation of proteasomal ubiquitin-dependent protein catabolic process; protein ubiquitination; positive regulation of JNK cascade. The transcript is spliced from 10 exons. The record is from RefSeq and is a predicted model, not a curated record. Lineage: Eukaryota; Metazoa; Chordata; Actinopteri; Perciformes; Liparidae.